This is a messenger RNA of Sphaeramia orbicularis (orbiculate cardinalfish), 4071 nucleotides long. It is a transcript of the gene golm1, whose product is annotated as golgi membrane protein 1. The transcript is spliced from 11 exons. The coding region runs from base 219 to 1448 and encodes 409 amino acids. The record is from RefSeq and is a predicted model, not a curated record. NCBI's taxonomy places the organism in Eukaryota, Metazoa, Chordata, Actinopteri, Kurtiformes, Apogonidae. Gene Ontology annotation, cellular component: Golgi apparatus.
AAUGAAGGUAGCACGGUGCUGUCCCUGUCUCAACCCAACUGUUAACACACGGACAGACGCUCGGCUGUGUUUAUGAUAAUAAUGGAUAAGAGGUCAUUGUAUAGUUAUUGGUAAUUGCCGGUCAAAGGUCGCCAGAUAUCGCCAAACAUCACGACUUUAUCUUUGCAUCAGCUCGGUCCAGUUUUCUUGGUCUGAAGUCUCCCGGUCUGUGAACAGCCAUGGGUGGGCUUGGAAACGGGCGUCGUGGAGGAAGAUCACCCCCUCUAAUGAUUGGUGCGCUGGUUGCCUGCAUCCUGGUGCUGGGCUUUAACUACUGGAUGUCCAGUUCCCGCAACCUUGAGCUACAAACAAAACUUUAUGAGUUAGAAGGCCAGGUGCGCCGAGGGGCAGCAGAGCGAGGAGCUGCAGAGAUAAAGAAGAAUGAGUUCCAGGAGGAAAUUCAGAGACAGAAAGAGCAGAUCACCCACAUUGAAAGCCUCUACAAGAGACAGCUGGAAGGGGCCCAAAAUGCCUGUAACCAAGAGAAGAGCACAUUACAGCAAAACAUUUCUUCCAGUACAAAAACUAUACAGGAACUCAAAGGUCAGUUGAAUCAACUCAAUGAUGAUCUGGGGAAGCUUCAGAAGGAAUUGCAGAAUUGCCAAGCCAACAUCAACACCCUCAACAACAAACUCACUUAUGACAUGACCCACUGUCACUCGCAAGUCCUGUCUCAAAAGGAGCUCUGUGAUGAAAGAGUGGCAGCCGCUAAACUUGAAGUUCAGAAGAAAAUGGAAAAGCUUAUCCCUCCUCCAGGUGUUCCCUCACAGCAGGAAAAUGGAGGGGAAGGAACAGUUAAGGAAAAGGAACCAUUGACAAGUGAGCCUGACACAGGCAAGACAUCACUUGUUGUAAGCCACACACCAAGCAUCAUUCAACCCAAAGCAAAUGAACCAACAGAGUUACUGACCAAUGAGAUCAUCGAGGAAAAAGCUUCAGAUACACUCUCACCUGUGAAAGGUCUUGCCAGACUGGAGUCCGAGUCUGUUCCCUCAGCUGCUGCAGUCAAGCAGGAUGACAUUCUUCCACCACCAGAGGGAGCUGUUAAAACACAGGCUGGUGAGGCAGAGACCAAUGGGCCUUUGGAAAAUAACCUAAACGAGAAUAAAGAGGAUAAAGACUUAGAGCUGAUGGAUGUCCAUGAAGGAGCACAGACGGAGGAUCCUGGGAUGGAGGGUAUGCUGAUUGGCCAGGGAAAAGCAGAUGAGACUCCUCAGAAACCGGAGAUGGCAGAUGAAUACGACACAGAUGACCAAGAAGUGGGUGAAGGUGGUUUAGAGAAACAGCAGCUGAACAAACAGGAAAAUACUGAUCAGGACAUGGAAGAGGAACUAGCCAACUACAAUGGAGACGACGAAAACGAAGGCGAGUUUGAAGCAGACAAACAAGCUGAGCUUGCUCAAAUCUAAGUGCUGGAUUUGAAAAGCCACAUACACCAAAUUGUGACUGGAUGUGUUUUACAUUUCAACACCGCAAACACAAAACGGAAAAAAAACAGGUUAAAGAUCUGUGACAUACAUUUUACUUUUUUUUUUUUAAAUUAUAAUCUGAAACUUAUUUUGUUGCUUUAUGUUUUGUCAAUCUCCAUGAUGAACUGUGCUGUAUUGAGGAUAAUACAUUCACAGCUAAAUACCAUAUCUAAUUUGCAAUAUUCUGAAAGACUCUAAGGUCUCACACACUUCACCAUCACGUACAUUUCACUGUAAAUGUCUGAAGACAGGAGAUGUUUACAGUGAUGUGGAAGUACUCAAUUCUUUAAUAUUUUGCUGUAUGUGUUCUUCUGACAUGGAAAACACAGCUUAAGACAUCACAGGGUGGGAACUAUUGUGGCUUGAAUAACCGAACAUCUCAACAUGCCUGGAAAUCAGUUGUUUUUCUACGUUGUUUAGUGUGUCACAUUCACUCGUUCAUAGGGUUACAGGUUUUAAAGAGUGGAAAGGAUGCUGUAUUUGGGUCAGAUGUCAAGUAUCUCAGCGAACACAGUUUCUAUAUGUACAGAAGAUGUAGGUAAUGUGCUGAGUUGCUUGUUAAAAUGCUGACACCAGUUAUUUGACUGACGUAACCCAGUCAAAUGGCAAACAGCUCGAGUCCCAAGUUGCCAAAUACCCUGUUAAAACAAUGGCUUCCUUCACGACUAUCAAGCAAAUAUUAAAUUAUUUUCUGAUGUAGCUUGGUCAGGGUUUAAUGUAUAUAUUAUUGUAACUGCUGUAACUGUAGAUGUUUCAGAAAGGCAGUGAGGCGAUCGUUACCGAGAGCCCACUGUCUCGGCUUCAUUAGCAUUUCACUGUCGACAACAUUGUUGCUUCUCAGCCAAAUGUGGCGCUGCUGAAUGUUUGCUAUAAUGUACAUUUGGAAUCAGUAAAACCUUUAGAGAGUUUUAUGAAGAAAAUACUUUGGAACAUGGAUGACAUGUGUAGGUCAAGAUUUUAACAGAUGCCUUAUCAGUUGUGUAUACACCUGUUUCUCCGUGAAUUUGUACAGGUAAAGCAUCUUUUUUUUUAAUUUCAGAAACAAGUUUUUAAUAAUUUUGUUGUUUACUAAUAAUUUGAUAGUCAUAGUAAUAUUAGGAGAAAGCAGGUAGUAUAUAGAGGUGGGAGUCCUUUUUACUUUGUGGAUGCUGUCCCUGGUCUGCGGAUUUGAUAUGUUGUAUAGUUUGUAAAGAGCAAGGAGAAGAAAUGCUGCAAAAUAAUGAAGGAUGUUUCCUUGAAGGGGAACAGCGUGUUGUGCAAUCCAGUAGAUAUGAACUAUUCAGCCGCUGUGCUACAAUGUAUUAGUCCAAGAAAGCUGUACUAGUCUAACAAGCAAGCAGGUCGACACAGAUGUAAAAGUAUAGGCAUCAGAAAUAGCAAAAUAUUUAACUUAUUGCUUUUUAUUUCAUGGAAGAUAGGAGAGACUCAGUGAUUGAUUUCACUGUGUAACCACAUUUACGCCUUGUAUUGUAACACUUCGACUUACCAACGGCUCAUUCCAGAAACCUGCAGUCAUGUAGUGGAAAGUUCUGUGGUUCCAGUGCCAUGAUCUGACUGAGCUCUUUCCAUGAAAUGGCAGUGAUACACAGUCAAAGCAGCACAGAUCUGAGAAAUAUUACAGGUACAGGUGUAUAGGUACGAGUUUAUAUUAGAAAGUUUCAAUCUCCUGGCCAUUUGAGGUAUAACCUUUCAUUCACACGGUCGCUUUAGCUGCUGUUGUGUCCAUUACAGCGAUUCAGCAGCCAGGCGUUAGUCUCAGAUCAUAUUUCAUACCCAAGGUUUUCAAAUCUAGAAUGUGUUUCUAAAGCAUGUGCUAUAGUAAUUAAAUGUGCUAAACAAAGACGGAACCUAAUGGUUUUAUUUAGCAGUGUCCCCUCAACAUUUCUUAGAUCUCCGCUGUUGAGGGUAUGUCAUAUUGUCUUCAUUAUUUUUACUCGACGAGACGUUUUUAAAUCCGUGUUUAUGUGUACAAAUUAGAUUUAUUGAUUUAUCACUUUAAAAUUCUAAUCUAAUUGUUUAGAGCUCAAAUUGUAUAAAGUAAGUUAAUUAAAAGUGAAUGUUUCUGUAAUAAAUACAGAGGAGAGCUAAUGCUGUGAGAGCUGAAGCAGAGAAGUGGAAGAUAAACGAUCUUUAUUUUGGUCUAAAUCGAUGCCAGUCCCAGCAGCAGAGAGGCUGUCGAACAGCCCCACAUCUGCCCUUCUGUUCAAAUUCAAAGACGUGGACCCUUGUUUGUGUGUUUUUUUUUUUUGUUUGUUUCCCCGCUGGUAGAUCUAGCUGGGAACACAUUUCCUGUAAAAUAUUAUUUCUAAUAUUUUGUAAAAUGUGACUUUGUUUUCAAAGUGGUCACUGUUCAUGUUACGUCGACACUGCAGAGCAUGCACAGUUCCUGCUUUGUCCGCCUCUUUGUAUAAACUGUUCUGAUUUCUGGGUCUGUGUACUGCAGAUGCUUUUGUAAGUGGAUGAACAUUUUCUUUUGACUUUAUUUAGUCCUGUUGAACAAAUUUUGAUUUAAAUAAUCCUAGUUUGUUUGUUUUUUUUGACUAAAUAAACUGUUUUAUUACAA